Messenger RNA from Phycomyces blakesleeanus NRRL 1555(-), 2215 nucleotides. RefSeq lists its product as hypothetical. Gene Ontology annotation, biological process: transmembrane transport. The record is from RefSeq and is a predicted model, not a curated record. Gene Ontology annotation, molecular function: sulfate transmembrane transporter activity. The transcript is spliced from 8 exons. NCBI's taxonomy places the organism in Eukaryota, Fungi, Mucoromycota, Mucoromycetes, Mucorales, Phycomycetaceae. The coding region runs from base 53 to 2086 and encodes 677 amino acids. Gene Ontology annotation, cellular component: membrane.
CUCCAAUACCCAUUUAUUUCUUCCCCCCUCCUUCCUCUUCAACCUCUAAGCCAUGUCAACCCACCGUAGUUUACCGAAAAGCGGUAGUGGUCAUUUUCAUAAUGGCGACAGCGAUGAAGAGAUGAUCCUUCCGCCAAAUGCCAACGAAACAACGUCCCUCAUGAUACCAGACGACAGCAUUCCUCGUUAUAUGACUGCCUCACCUAUACCUUCAGCGCGUAUUUACAACGAUUCUAUUCCCAAAGACAAUUGGAUCCUCUUCAAGGUCCGUUCAAAGUAUUAUCUUCCGAUUCUCCAGUGGCUCCCACUCUAUAAUAGCAAUCUUCUUUUGGGAGAUCUUAUCGCAGGCCUCACUUUAUCCUGUCUCUUGAUUCCACAAGGUCUAUCUUAUGCCACAGCUCUCUGUAAAAUUGAUGCAGUUCAUGGCCUGUACGCCAUCGCAUUUCCUGCAAUAACCUAUGCUAUAUUUGGAAUGUCACGUCAAAUGUCUGUGGGUCCAGAAGCAACCCUGUCACUCCUAGUCGGAUCCUCGAUUGCCCAGCAACAAAACAGCAGCUUACCCGGAGACUAUGCAAUCGACCCCUUGGCCUGGGCAUGUCUGAUGACACUUUUUGUCGGCUUAUUCACCUUUUUACUCGGCCUGUUCCGUCUUGGCUUCCUUGAUAGUCUGAUGAGCCGUGCUCUUUUGCGGGGUUUUAUCACAGGUGUGGCACUGGUGGUCAUGCUGCAACAAAGCAUCACUUUACUAGGUCUAGUCAAGAUCAGUGAGGAAGCCGGUAUUUCCGAGGCAUCUUCUAGCAUCGAUCGAUUCUUUUUCUUGAUCAGACAUUGCAAUGAAGCCCAUGUACUUACCGCCAAAGUGUCUGCUGUCUCGGUUGCCUUUUUGCUGGGAAUGAGAGUAGCAAAAUCAAAGCUACCAAAAUACAAGUGGAUCCAGCUCUUCCCCGAAGUUCUGCUGACUGUAAUCGUUUCAAUUCUUCUGACAAACUAUUAUGAUUGGGAUCUUAAGGGUUUAGGAAUCUUGGGUGAUAUCCAGAGUGACGGUAUCCCAUGGCCGUCUAUUCCCCUGUUUCCUGCCAGAAAACACAUGAAGGAUCUGCUGGUAACAUCAGCAAUGAUUGCUGUGAUUGGAUUUGUAGAGUCUGUUGUUAUUGCAAAAACCUAUUCUAGCCGACACAACUAUUCCGUCAGUGCAAAUAGAGAACUUGUAGCCCUGGGUGUGGCCAACAUUGUGAGCGGUUUAUUCCAGGGAAUCCCUGCUUAUGGAUCCGUCGCACGUAGUAAGAUCAAUGAUAGAGCUGGUGCUCGUACACAGAUGGCAUGUAUGAUUGCAGGAAUUUUUGCUCUCCUUGCCAUCUUCUUCCUUUUGCCAUGUUUCUAUUAUCUUCCAAAGUCUGUACUUUCUGCCAUUAUUUUUGUGGCCGUUUUGUCUCUCUUGGCGGAACUUCCCGAAGAUUUGCAUUUCAUUUUCAAACUUGGUGCCUGGAGAGAUCUAGCCCUGUUAUCAAUCACCUUUUUGGCAACCAUUAUUAUUUCCCUUGAAUUUGGAACAAUGAUCGCAGUCACACUUUCUCUUAUCCUCACCAUCAAGGAAACAAGUUAUCCCCGUAUAUCAAUUAUGGGUCGUGUUAAAGGAACCAACAACAAAUUUAGACCUAUUAAAGAUGACCCAGAAGAAGUUGAGCAUCUGGAAGAUGUUUUGAUUAUCAAGGUUGAAGAACCUCUUUAUUUUGCCAACACAGGCCAAUUGAAGGAUCGUCUUCGUCGUCUGGAACAAUUUGGAGAUAUGUCUGUCCAUCCUUCUGAAAGUCCACGUCUAGGUGAAUCUUCAUACGCCAUCUUUGAUGUAGACAAUAUGCCAUACAUUGAUGCAAGUGCUGUUCAAAUUCUUUAUGAAAUUGUAGAAGCUUACCAUGCCAGAAAUGUCGAGGUUUAUUUUGUCCGCUUACGUGAAAAACCCAUGGAGCUCUUUGAGCGUUCUGGUUUACUUGAUCUUGUUGGUAAAGAUCACCUGUUUAGAAGAGUUCCGGAUGCUAUUGAAGAAAUAGAGAAGGAUAUGUUGAAUAGGGGUGUUGUUGUACAGUAGAAACAAAGCAAACCCACUUCUAUAAUCGUCUUUACCCAAGACCAGGCUUUAUUGUCAAGGGUAACUAUACAUAAGUAAUCAUAUAUGUCUAAGGACAUAAAAUAAACAUAUUCAUACUGUACCCACAAU